AUGAUCCGGAAGAGUAUCAUUCUGCUGAGCCUAUUGGGCUCACUGCCUUUCGCCGUCGCUUCUCCAAAGAAGCACCACAAAGAUGCAACAACAACCCUUGACCCGUCACCGUCAUCUUCAGACAUAUCCAAUUCGUCCACUUCAGCGCCGCCACUUCGAAGUUUCAAUAACUCCAUGCCGCAUACCCCCUUUACUGAAACCCCGACUACCACAGGUGCGCUGACAGCUUCUUCCAUUGGAACGAGUGUCUCUCCCGGAGGUGUUGCAGCUGGAGCGACAACAUAUCCUGCUGAUGGAAAGCUUCAUCAUAACGAGCCUGCUCCAUAUGUCCCGGCAGGUGGGCUCGGGACCAACGGAAGCACGCCUGUCUACAACACGAAGAGCGAUUUCGACUACGAGUCUUUAGCCCUUGCCCUAUAUCAGGAAUGGAUUGAGCUCGAUCUGUUCCAAGACGGACUCAGACGUUUCAACGAUUCAGCCUUCCGAGCCGCCGGUAUGACCGCUGCAGACCGCGAGUUGAUCGCAUUCAUGGCGGAGCAAGAGACAGGCCACGCGACUAUGCUCAGCAACAUCAUCGGAGCCCAUGCCCCGCAGAAAUGCAGCUAUAUCUACCCGUACACAAACGUCAAGGAGUUUGUCGACUUCUGUCAGAAACUUACGCGCUGGGGAGAAUCUAGCGUGUAUGGGUUUUUGCCUCAUCUUGACUCUCGUGAGGCGGCCAAUCUUUUGACUCAGGCCAUCACCACAGAAGCACGACAGCAAAUGAUCUUCCGCCAGUUCGAGGGUCUCUUCCCGAUGGUCGAGUGGUUUGAAGUCGCCAUACCGCAAUCUUGGGGUUGGACGCUGCUGGCGCCUUUCAUCAGCUCUUGUCCUGAAAACCAGACGCGCUUGAUUUGGCAAAAUUUCCCAACGCUAAUGGUGGUCAAUCAGCCCGAUCCAUGGAUUUCAGGAAUUUCAAGCAACUUUUCUUCUGGUGAUAACAUAACAAGUGGGUAUAAUGCUACUGGGUACAAUGCCACCGGGUCCACUGCUAUCACGCAUAAUUCUGCUGCGUACAAUUCCACCGGGUACAAUUUUACUUCGAGUGAGGAUCAGAUUUCAAGACUCAACACAACUUCUGGGUUCAAUCAGACUGAAGGAUUUGGCUUCAAUCAGACCACCGGAAUCAACAAUACUGUCGCGCCAGGCGUCAGCAUCCCCAAGUCACCAAAAGGCUCCGGGAAAUUCAACUCGUCUACUUCGACUAAUGGCUGCAGCGCCUCUGUUAGCAAGGUUCGCCCAUUACCUCUCACAGCCCCGGGUCGGAGGGUGCUGUUGCAGUGGGAUCUUCCCGGGAAGAAAAUCGGUCCCAACAACAGCUAUAUCACCACGACAGAGACGAAACCUGGUAGUGCAAAGUAUGUCCUUUGGGUGUCACAACUGAACGUUACCUACACCCCUCUGCACAUUGUCAAUGGAACCAACAGCACCAGCAGCACCAACAGUACCAAUAGUACGAACAGUACCGUUGAUGGCGUUCGAGGGUACACUACCCAGCCCAACUUGGAAACUUACCAAGGUAACCCAGCUUUCAAUGGUACCAUUUUUAUUGCUAUCACGGACAGUGACCCGUAUGUCAGCCCGUUCAAUCUGAGCUUGAUUAACCCACAUGUGGUUGCCGGUCCAGCUUUGUACCAGGCUGGUUGA
Messenger RNA from Penicillium egyptiacum, 1686 nucleotides. NCBI's taxonomy places the organism in Eukaryota, Fungi, Ascomycota, Eurotiomycetes, Eurotiales, Aspergillaceae. The record is from the annotation of a GenBank genome assembly.